UUUCUCUCUCACUAUAUAUAUAAACCUCCUCUCUUCUCUUCAGCUAACCCUUACACUCCUCCAUUUUCGUCUCACCCUCUCUCUCGAGCGCAACCACCAGCUAGCAAGUCAGGCAGGCCACAUCUUUCGCUAGACUUGGCUUGGUCUGUUUCGCUCUCUGUCUCUAGAUAUCUCCUCUGUCUCCGACUUCAAAAGAAUUUGUAGAAAAUGGCCGAUGCCGAGGAUAUUCAACCCCUUGUCUGUGACAAUGGAACUGGAAUGGUGAAGGCUGGGUUUGCAGGUGAUGAUGCACCCAGGGCAGUGUUUCCCAGUAUUGUGGGUAGACCAAGACACACUGGUGUCAUGGUUGGAAUGGGGCAGAAGGAUGCCUAUGUUGGUGAUGAAGCACAAUCUAAAAGAGGUAUCUUGACCUUGAAAUACCCCAUUGAGCACGGUAUUGUAAGCAACUGGGAUGAUAUGGAGAAGAUUUGGCAUCACACUUUCUACAAUGAGCUUCGUGUUGCUCCUGAAGAGCACCCAGUCCUCCUGACUGAGGCUCCCCUCAACCCUAAGGCUAACAGAGAGAAGAUGACUCAAAUUAUGUUUGAGACCUUCAAUGUUCCUGCAAUGUAUGUUGCCAUCCAGGCUGUCCUUUCCCUGUAUGCCAGUGGUCGUACAACUGGUAUUGUGUUGGAUUCUGGUGAUGGUGUGAGUCACACUGUGCCAAUCUAUGAAGGUUAUGCCCUUCCACACGCCAUCCUUCGUUUGGAUCUUGCUGGUCGUGACCUCACUGAUGCUUUGAUGAAGAUUCUGACUGAGAGAGGUUACAUGUUCACCACCACUGCUGAACGGGAAAUUGUCCGUGAUAUGAAGGAGAAACUUGCGUAUGUUGCCCUCGACUACGAGCAGGAGCUUGAGACUGCCAAGAGCAGCUCCUCUGUUGAGAAGAACUACGAGCUUCCUGAUGGUCAGGUCAUCACCAUCGGAGCUGAGAGAUUCCGUUGCCCAGAAGUCCUCUUCCAGCCUUCUCUCAUUGGAAUGGAAGCUGCUGGCAUCCACGAGACUACAUACAACUCAAUCAUGAAAUGUGAUGUGGAUAUUAGAAAGGAUCUGUACGGUAACAUUGUGCUCAGUGGUGGUUCCACUAUGUUCCCUGGUAUUGCUGACCGAAUGAGCAAGGAGAUCACCGCCCUUGCCCCUAGCAGCAUGAAGAUCAAGGUGGUUGCACCACCAGAGAGAAAGUACAGUGUCUGGAUUGGAGGAUCUAUCCUUGCUUCCCUCAGCACCUUCCAGCAGAUGUGGAUUUCCAAGGGUGAGUAUGAUGAGUCUGGCCCAUCCAUUGUCCACAGGAAGUGCUUCUAAGUUCUACAAGUGCUUUGAUGGUGAGUUCUUUUUCCUAUUUAGUUGGCUUUUUUCGUGUCAAGGUGUCAUGAACUCAAAGUCCUGGUUGAUAUGGAGAAUUUAUUGAGGUGGGGGUCACUGAAGGAGAAGGGAACAUUCUGAUCUUCGAUGUAUCGAAUAGGCUUGUGAUUCAAUGUUGAUAUCGCCGCCAUUUGUGAAGCUUAAACUGUAAUGGUCCUCCCUCCAGAUGUGGUGGGCAGACAGACACUUUGGUAAUCAAGUUCUUUGCUUCCCUCACAUCAUCACCAAUGGUUCAACCUUGUGUCUUUUUUAGUAGGAUGCUUGUAGUCGGUGAGUGAUUGUGAUGAUGCUUUUCUAUUUUUAUUUUUUUCCAUCUCGACAUUUGAAGGGUUUAUUUUUUUUUCCUGGGAACAUUAAUGUUAAUAGUUAUUGUAUGAGAAAUUUUAUGUUAGUGUCAAUUUGCUUUCAUAAACCCUAUGGAAAUCAUAUUUAAUACUUUUGUUUGAACUUUGAA
Populus nigra (black poplar) is the source of this 1855-nucleotide messenger RNA. RefSeq names its product actin-7. The coding region runs from base 208 to 1341 and encodes 377 amino acids. Lineage: Eukaryota; Viridiplantae; Streptophyta; Magnoliopsida; Malpighiales; Salicaceae. The transcript is spliced from 5 exons. The record is from RefSeq and is a predicted model, not a curated record.